Phragmites australis (common reed) is the source of this 1786-nucleotide messenger RNA. Its product is annotated as putative laccase-9. Gene Ontology annotation, cellular component: apoplast. The coding region runs from base 1 to 1692 and encodes 563 amino acids. Gene Ontology annotation, molecular function: hydroquinone:oxygen oxidoreductase activity; copper ion binding. The record is from RefSeq and is a predicted model, not a curated record. The transcript is spliced from 4 exons. Lineage: Eukaryota; Viridiplantae; Streptophyta; Magnoliopsida; Poales; Poaceae. Gene Ontology annotation, biological process: lignin catabolic process.
AUGAUGGAUGGCGUGGUAUUUUGGCAGAUAAUGAAGGUUAACGUCACCAGGCUGUGCCGGCAGAAGAGCAUCCUCGCCGUGAACGGCCAGUUCCCCGGCCCAACCAUCUACGCGCGCAAGGGUGACGUCGUCGUCGUCAACGUGUACAACCGUGGCGACAAAAACAUCACCAUCCACUGGCACGGCGUGGACCAGCCGCGGAACCCGUGGUCCGACGGGCCGGAGUACAUCACGCAGUGCCCCAUCCAGCCCGGCGCCGGCUUCCCCUACCGCGUCAUCCUGUCGGAGGAAGAGGGCACGCUCUGGUGGCACGCGCACAGCGGCUUCGACCGCGCCACCGUGCACGGCGCCAUCGUCAUCCACCCCAAGCGCGGCACCACCUUCCCCUUCCCCUUCCCCUUCCCCUUCCCCUUCAAGAAGAAGCCGCGCGCGCACCUGGAGGAGGAGGAGGAGGAGAUACCACUAAUCAUCCUCGGCGAGUGGUGGCGGGACGACGACCCGACCCAGCUCCUGGAGGAGGCCAAGCGGACCGGCCGCGACGUCAAACCUUCGGAUGCCAUCACCAUCAACGGCCAGCCCGGCGACCUGUUCCCCUGCUCCAGGGCCGGCACCUUCAAGGUGUCCGUGGAGCACGGCAAGACGUACCUGCUCCGGGUGAUCAACGCGGGGCUCACCAACGACAUGUUCUUCGCCGUCGCCGGGCACCGCCUCACUGUGGUCGCCACCGACGCCCGCUACACCAAGCCGUUUACCGUGGACCACGUCAUGGUCGCGUCGGGCCAGACCGUGGACGUGCUCCUCGAAGCCCACCGCACCACUGGACGGUACUACAUGGCCGCGAGGACCUUCGUCUCCAGCACGAAGGCCGACUUCAACAACAGCACCGCCACGGCCAUCCUGGAGUACACUGACGCUGAGAAGGGGAGGCCCCCAGUGUUCCCCAUUAACCUGCCGGCCGUCUACAACAUGGACGCCGCAACGGCGUACACGGCGCGGCUCCGGUCCCUGGGCAGCAAGGACCACCCGGUGGACGUGCCGGCGCACGUCGACGAGCGCAUGCUCGUGGCGAUGGCCGUCAACCUGAUCGCCUGCGCGCCCAACGCGACGUGCAGUGGCCCCUACGGCGACCGCCUCGCGGCGAGCCUCAACAACGUCAGCUUCGAGAACCCGUCCGCCGUCGACAUCCUCCACGCCUACUACCGCCACCGCUCCACCCGCGGCGUGUACGAGGCUAACUUCCCCGACGAACCGCCGUUCCUCUUCAACUUCACCGAACCGGCGACGGGGCUCGGCCGGUUCACGAAGCGGGGCACCAAGGUGAAGGUGCUGGAGUACGGCGCCGCCGUGGAGGUGGUGUUCCAGGACACGGACAUCCUCGGCACGGAGAGCCACCCCAUGCACCUGCACGGCUUCGGCUUCUAUGUGGUGGGGCGAGGGUUCGGCAGCUUCAACGAGUACAAGGAUCCGGCAACCUACAACUUGGUCGACCCGCCGCGCCAGAACACGGUGUCCGUGCCCAAGGCCGGCUGGGCCGCAAUCCGCUUCCGCGCCGAAAAUCCUGGGGUAUGGUUCAUGCAUUGUCACUUUGAUCGUCAUAUGUUGUGGGGGAUGGACACUGUGUUCAUUGUGAAAGACGGCAAGACCUCGGGAGCAAGGAUGACGCGGCCUCCUCGGAACAUGCCUAAGUGCUAAUCUAAUGAAACAGGGCAUGACAGUUCUUUGCAAGACAAAAAUUUGUUCUGAGAACAUUGUUCCCAACAGUGGAGGAGCCAGGAAUAUCAGACAG